Molecule: messenger RNA, 1071 nt
Organism: Protopolystoma xenopodis
Lineage: Eukaryota; Metazoa; Platyhelminthes; Monogenea; Polystomatidea; Polystomatidae
Source: the annotation of a GenBank genome assembly
GUCUUGAAACACAAAAAGACUCAGCUUACUAAUCGAGUACAUCUUGUAACCGUUAUUGACUUGGGCCCUCAUAUCGUUAUAAACUGCGCUGGGUUCAUCAAGAUUGAUACGGGUAGUGUUGCUCGUGAUAUUGCUGCUGAUGAAGCUAAUGCUUCUGCUGUCCGGCAUCGCGGAAUGCCUGAUAUGUAUGAAGGAGAUAGUCCAUUGGACAGCGGAGAUUCAGACAUCGGAAACAAUGAUGAUAAUGGUGGGGAACACAGCGACGCUGAUGACUCUGGGACAGAUGAAGAGCGUGGUGCGCGUAGACGUGAGAAGCAAAAACGACGUCAAACUAAGCGCCAACAAAGAGGUCAAUCGAAGAGGGCUGCUGAGGUAGCUGCUGCUGGCUCCCGAUUAGAAUUACUCGAUUCAACGCGCGUCCAUCCGGAGAGCUACGAUCUCGCUAAGAAAAUGGCUGUGGAUGCACUUGAAUACGAAGACACAGAUGAAUGCGAUCCCAAUGCAGCUCUUGAAGAAAUCAUACAAAGCCCUGAGCGUCUUCGUGAACUUGACCUGGAUGCGUUUGCCGAUGAGUUAAAGCGUCAGGACCAUGGGGAUAAACAUAUCACGCUUUAUGAUAUUCGCAAAGAGCUCAAUCAUCGCUAUCGAGAUUUCCGUACAGUAUACCAACCACCUACACCUGAGGAAAUAUUUUCUAUGGUUACUCACGAGACACCCGACACUCUUUACGUGGGGCGAUUGCUUGAUGUUCAAGUAGUCGGCGUUGCUACUCGCCGUCCCAGACAGGAACAAUCUGAUGCGGCGAAUCCAACCAAAAAUGACCUUACUGGUUGCUGGAUGUGUCCCUUUUGCAAACAAGAUAACUUCCAACUUCUUAAUCAUGUAAGAUAUCAGCUCCUAUUCCAUUAUCCCCAAAGGCGAGUGGAAGGGAUUCGUAAAUUGAUUCCAUCGGAGGCUGUGGUUGUAGAUUUAGGCGAAAGGUUCUCGGCGAAUCGCCUCGCGAUCCCGAUGAAUCCUUGCUAUGCUUUGGUCCGUCAUGUGACGGACAUCAUCAGAUCAGGACAUGCUUAA